UUGGUCUCGAGAAGAACUCUUCGAACAAUCGAGCAACGUUGUUCCAGUUUUUAUCUCAAAAUAAGUAAGUUUAGGAAACUGACAUGAAUUUUUGGAAUAUCCUAUUUGAAACUGAUAAAACUUUUAUUUUUCUUGAUUUUCUUUGUGAAAAUCAUGAAAACCUUGGAUUUCAUCAGUUCCAAAUUGGAAUUUCAGCAGAGAUGCGGAAGCUAUGCCCAAUUUUUGAAUUUUUAGAGAAAAACUUUUCUAGAAAAUUCAUUUUUUUGUUCCAGAUUGGCAGUCUACAAAUGCGCUCAAUCAAACAAUCGAUUCGAUAAAUACGGUAAGUAUUCAUAUAACAAUAAAAGAGAACUUCUGAAAUAUCCUAUUUUAAUCUAAUAAAAUUCGAAGUUUUCUUGAUUUUCUUUAUGAAAAUCAUGAAAACCUUGGAUUUUAUUAGUUUAAAAUUGGAAUUUCAGCGGAGAUGCGGAAGCUAUGCCCAAUUUUUGAAUUUUUAUUCAAAAACUUGGGGAAAAAUUUAUACAAAAAUUAUAAGGUGGAAAAUUUGUUCAAAAACUGAUUCCUAAAAAUUGGUCAUUUCUGAAAAUUCAAAUAUUUUUGCUUUCAGAUAUCAUUGGCUCAUUGUGAUUCGAUUCAAUUUCAAUUCUUCCAUCAAUCGUAUGUUUUUCUGUUCAAUUUCAUUGUUUUUUUACUGAAAUUCUCAAUUUUUCGCAUAAAAGACGAGAAAUUGAGAUUUUAUUUCUAAAAUUUCAGUUUUAAUUAUUAUAUCAGAAUCCAACUCUCUUCUCAAUCGAUUCCUCCGAAGCUAAAAUGGAAAUAA
Molecule: messenger RNA, 820 nt
Organism: Caenorhabditis angaria
Lineage: Eukaryota; Metazoa; Nematoda; Chromadorea; Rhabditida; Rhabditidae
Source: the annotation of a GenBank genome assembly